Molecule: messenger RNA, 2957 nt
Organism: Nanorana parkeri
Lineage: Eukaryota; Metazoa; Chordata; Amphibia; Anura; Dicroglossidae
Gene: ELMO2
Product: engulfment and cell motility 2
Exons: 22
Coding region: 201-2399 (732 amino acids)
Biological process (GO): cell motility; actin filament organization
Source: RefSeq, a predicted model, not a curated record
CCCCGCCCCGCCUUCCACUGCAGUCCAGCCUGCGCUGCUGAGUGACAACUAAGCUGCAUCAAUGAGCGCAGUGUCCAGAGAGAGCCCGCCUCCAGGGCGUUACCACGGCAACGGGACUGAAGGGAGCGGCGGAGCCGGGAAGAGGUAGACCUCUGUGAGCGCUCCAGCGGGCAGGCUGGACAGAAGAGCCAACGGAGGAAAUGCCUCCACCGCUGGACAUUGUGAAGGUAGCCAUUGAGUGGCCUGGCGCUAAUGCCCAACUGAUUGAAAUUGACCAGAAACGGCCACUGGCUUCCAUCAUCAAGGAGGUUUGUGAUGGGUGGUCCUUACCCAACUCUGAGUAUUACGCGUUCCGUUAUGCAGACGGCCCCCAGCUGUACAUAACUGAGCAGACUCGUGGUGACAUAAAGAAUGGAACCAUAUUACGUUUGGCUGUGUCCCCUUCCCGCGCAGCACGGCAGCUUCUGGAACGGAUUCAGUGCUCCAGUAUGGACUCCAGGCUGGAGGCAAUGAAGGAACUGGCUAAGCUUUCUGCAGACACUACUUUUGCAACCGAAUUCAUCAAUAUGGAUGGAGUGACAAUCCUUACCCGACUGGUUGAAGGCGGCACAAAGCUCUUGUCACAUUACAGUGAGAUGCUGGCCUUCACACUGACAGCCUUCCUGGAGUUAAUGGAUCAUGGUAUUGUCUCCUGGGACAUGGUGUCACUCACCUUCAUAAAGCAGAUUGCUGGAUACGUGUCUCAGCCAGCAGUGGAUGUCUCCAUUCUCCAGAGGUCCUUGGCAAUCCUAGAAAGUAUGGUGCUAAACAGCCAGGCCCUGUACCAUAAAAUAGCUGAGGAAAUCACAGUGGGUCAGCUCAUUUGUCACCUGCAAGUUUGUAACCAGGAAAUCCAGACUUACGCCAUUGCUCUCAUCAAUGCGCUGUUUCUGAAAGCUCCCGAGGACAAGCGCCAGGAGAAGCCUCCGAAUAUCUUGGAUCUUCCCGUUAGUGAGAUGGCAAACAUAUUUGUACAGAAGCACCUCCGUUCUAUCAUACUCAAUCAUAUUAUCCGAGGAAAUCGACCCAUUAAAACGGAGAUGGCACAUCAGCUCUAUGUGCUCCAAGUGCUAACCUUUAACCUCCUAGAGGAACGGAUGAUGACCAAAAUGGACCCCAAUGACCAGGCCCAGAGAGACAUCAUAUUUGAAUUAAGAAGAAUUGCAUUUGAUGCAGAGACGGACGGCAGCGGAGUGUCAGGCACUGGGACAGAAAAGCGCAAAGCCAUGUACAGCAAGGACUACAAGAUGCUGGGCUUCACUAAUCAUGUGAACCCAGCUCUGGAUUUCAUUCAGACACCCCCGGGUAUGCUGGCUCUUGACAAUAUGUUGUACUUGGCCAAAUGUCAUCAGGACACUUACGUACGGAUUGUGUUGGAGAAUAGCAGUAGGGAAGAUAAGCACGAAUGUCCAUUUGGACGCAGCGCCAUUGAACUGACAAAGAUGUUAUGCGAGAUACUUCAUGUCGGAGAAUUGCCUAACGAGGGGCGAAACGAUUACCACCCCAUGUUCUUUACUCAUGAGAGGGCAUUUGAAGAAUUCUUUUGUAUCUGCAUCCAGUUGGUUAACAAAACCUGGAAGGAGAUGAGAGCUACUGCUGAAGACUUUAACAAGGUGAUGCAAGUGGUGAGGGAGCAGAUUACCCGUGCUUUGCCCUCCAGACCGAACUCUCUGGAGCAGCUUAAGAACAAACUGCGCGUCCUGAGCUACACAGAAAUCUUGAGGCUUCGGCAGUCUGAGAGGAUGAGCCAGGACGACUUCCAGUCCCCGCCUAUUGUGGAACUACGUGAGAAAAUUCAACCCGAGAUUUUGGAAUUAAUUAAACAGCAGCGGCUGAACCGCCUGUGUGAAGGAAGCAGCUUUCGUAAGAUUGGAAACCGCAGAAGGCAAGAGAGGUUUUGGUUCUGCCGCUUGGCCCUUAACCACAAGGUUUUGCACUAUGGAGACUUGGAGGAGAAUGCACAAGGAGAGGUGCCAUACGAGUCACUGCAAGAGAAGAUCCCAGUCGCCGAAAUCAAGGCCGUGCUUACUGGAAAAGACUGUCCUCAUAUGAAGGAGAAGAGUGCACUGAAGCAGAACAAGGAGGUUUUGGAAUUGGCCUUUUCCAUACUGUAUGACCCAGAUGAGACUCUAAACUUUAUUGCACCAAAUAAAUAUGAGUACUGCAUCUGGAUCGAUGGUGUGAAUGCUUUGCUGGGGAGGGAGAUGAGCAGCGAGCUAACCCGCAGUGACAUGGACGCUCUGCUCAGCAUGGAGAUGAAACUGCGUCUGCUGGACCUGGAAAACAUUCCGAUCCCUGAGGUGCCUCCUCCCAUUCCCAAAGAGCCCAGCAGUUAUGACUUUGUCUACCACUAUGGCUGAUCUGGAGAUCUACAUGAAGGACACGCACACCCACUAACCUGGGGAAAGACCUCUCAUUAAUCAGCUGUGUAAUGGACCAAGGUCUGCCCUGAGAUGGGGAAGGGGCUUGUGUAAUCCAGAUGAGCACCCCCCACUCAUCCAUUAGCUGUCUUUGGCAGAGCUGCUGUGGAUGAACACCCUACAGUUGUUCGUUAAUACAAGAGCAGCAAGGGCUUCUGGGUCACAGUUCUUGCCUGCUAGGCACCCUCUUCCUCCUGGUUCUUUUCCAAGGUUUACCUUUUUCAAUAGGUACUGCAUAGGUACAGGCGGAGGCUGCAUAUAUUGUUUAUGGCCCGGUAGGGUUUAAAUCAGUCAAUCUAUUUUUGCCUUAAUGUUUAGAAUGCUUUUCCAAUCAGAGUGCUGCCCGCCGCCUUCCACUCGAAGCAUGGAGUGCAGCUUUUCAUUCCAACAGUGUGUGCGGUGCUCUGCUCGAAAGCACAAUCGAUUUUUCUUGUUACCAGAGAGGUAUUUUUGUCUAGGUACAUAAACUGUAAUGUCUCACUAUUGUAUCUAAAAACA